GCAUCCCAAGCGAUAAAGCUAGCAAGCCAAACCGGCUUUUGACAAAUAGUUCCUAUAACAUAUAACAAAUCAUUUGUGGGUGCAAAACCAAUUUCAGAUUAAUACAUAGGAAACGGACGUUAUUGAUGUUGCAUACUGAAUAGGUCUGUAUGUUCUGGCUAACAUAAAUGUGCCUCAACAACCCUAAAUCGUUGCAACAAAACAAAAAUACUAACUUAGCUAGCUAAUGUUUUUAGCCUUAGUUCACAGACGAACACGUUAGUUAUAAGUUCUCUGGCUAGGUAGCUAUUUUACUCGAUUACAAGCUCGGGUACAUCAAGCAAUGUCAGGACGAAAGAGGACGCAAAUAUCCGUACCUGAGUCCGAGGACCAAGUAAAAAAGGGCGUGUCACUGAGACAGGUGAGGUCUACCGACCAUGAGAGCGGUGAUGUUAAACCAGGGACAGUGAAGAGUCAAUACUUCUCCAAGGAGGGGGACCCUCAAAGGCUUGGAGAAGAGUUCUUCAACCAGCCCUGUAUAAGUUUGGCUAAAGCAUUCCUGGGCAAGGUAUUGGUGCGUCGGAGUGCGGAUGGCACUGAGCUGAGAGGGAGGGUGGUGGAGACUGAGGCCUACCUGGGAGGAGAGGACAAGGCCUCUCACUCUGCUGGGGGAAAAUGCACUGAGAGGAACACAGCAAUGUUUAUGAAACCCGGCACCAUCUAUGUGUACCCCAUCUACGGCAUCUACCUCUGUAUGAAUGUUUCCAGUCAAGGGGAGGGUGCUGCCGUGCUUCUGCGGGCUCUGGAGCCUCUACAUGGCUUGCCUCUGAUGAGGCAGCUGCGGACAGCCAGGCGGAGAGAGGGGGCCCGGCCCCUGAAGGACAAGGAGCUAUGCAAUGGUCCCUCAAAGCUGUGCCAAGCCCUGGACAUACAACGCUGCUUCGACCGGAGAGACCUAGCCUCAGAGCCAGAGGUGUGGCUAGAGAGGGACCCCCAGAUAGGACCGCAAGAGCCAGGCCUCAGGGAGGUGGUCUCAGCAAGCCGGAUCGGCAUUGGCUCUCAUGGGGAAUGGGCCACCAAACCCCUGCGCUUCUAUCUGCGUGGUCACCACUGUGUGAGUGUAGUGGACAAACAGGCAGAGACAGAGAGUUGAAAUUGGGGAUAUUUUUGGAAUUGCAUCAAACCAUGAUGAGUACAUAACAUUUUUUUCUUAACUAUAACCAGCUUUUUACAGACAAUGCUAGAGCAAGUGAAAACAUGUCAGCUAUGAGCUAUUUCAGUAAUUUGGUCUAGCUAUAGGCAAAUCAUUGCAAAAGACCCAAAGCCAAAAUGUUUGCUCCGAGGGGAAUCCAGACUCAAUAGAUACACACAUUGUUGCCCAAACACAAAUCCCACAGAUAUGGAAUAUGCCAUAUUUGUUUGCUACAAAUGAUUAAACUACAUUCCAAACAUCUGUAAAAUAUUUGAUCUAGCCUCCCCUCCCUGCUAUCAAAGCAACUAGAAUUUCCAUUCCAGUCAUUCUCAAUCUUCCACCUGUUUUUUAAUAAAAGUCCUUGCUUGAAAA
Messenger RNA from Oncorhynchus nerka (sockeye salmon), 1543 nucleotides. Its product is annotated as DNA-3-methyladenine glycosylase-like. NCBI's taxonomy places the organism in Eukaryota, Metazoa, Chordata, Actinopteri, Salmoniformes, Salmonidae. The coding region runs from base 323 to 1132 and encodes 269 amino acids. The record is from RefSeq and is a predicted model, not a curated record. Gene Ontology annotation, biological process: base-excision repair. The transcript is spliced from 3 exons. Gene Ontology annotation, molecular function: DNA binding; alkylbase DNA N-glycosylase activity.